AGUUCUUCAAUCAACAAUUGAUGAAGUGUUUAGCAAAGACGAACUAAAAUCAGAGCCUAUAAUGGGGUGGCUAUGGCCGAUCGUUGACUUCUUUGUCAUUGUAGUUCUGGUUUUGGUUUUAGGGUUAGGUUCUGCGAUUGUAUUCGAAUCAUUCAGAAGAAGAUUCAAUCAUGCUCAUCUUGAAGCUCAUCCAAUAUUCGAGGAUCCAAAAUCAUUGAAACAGGUUCCAUGUCCUUACAUCUUUGAUCCUGCCGAGAAGUACAUAUCUCUGAUUAUUCCUGCAUUCAAUGAAGAGCAUAGGCUUCCUGGAGCUCUUGAUGAAACCAUGAAUUAUCUUCAGGAACGUGCGGCUAUGGACAAAUCAUUUUCUUACGAGGUGAUAAUUGUUGAUGAUGGUAGUACUGAUGGAACAAAGAGAGUAGCUUUUGACUUUGUGAGAAAAUAUACAGUAGACUAUGUGAGGGUUAUCCUCCUUGGAAGAAAUCAUGGCAAGGGAGAGGCUAUACGAAAAGGAAUGCUUCAUUCACGUGGUCAACUACUUCUAAUGCUGGAUGCUGAUGGGGCAACUAAGGUUAAUGACUUGGAAAAACUUGAAAAUCAGAUCUGUGCAGUUGCCAGAAAAGAAUUUCAUGGAGAAUCAGCUGCUAGUGAUUCAAGUUCAAGAGUUUCUGAUAUCCCAGUUGCUGCAUUUGGUUCUCGUGCACAUCUUGAGGAGAAGGCUCUUGCUACAAGGAAGUGGUACCGCAAUUUCUUAAUGAAAGGUUUCCAUGUUGUGGUUCUAUUGACUGCUGGUUCAGGGAUUCGUGAUACACAGUGUGGUUUUAAGAUGUUUACUCGAGCUGCUGCAAGGAAGCUUUUUACAAAUAUCCGUUUGAAGAGGUGGUGCUUUGAUGUGGAGCUAGUGUACUUGUGCAAAUGGUUUCGCAUUCCUAUUAUCGAGAUUUCUGUAAAUUGGUCUGAGAUUCCAGGAUCCAAGGUGAAUCCACUAAGCAUUCCUAACAUGCUGUGGGAGAUGGCACUUAUGUCUGUGGGGUAUAGAACAGGCAUGUGGAGAAUUUCUACUUGAGCCUUUUCAUUUUGGAAGCAUUAUAGUCUUCUUUCUAGCCUCGUUUUAGUGCCGUGGAGGAAGAAGUGACACACAAUUUGGUAGCUGCAGGACAUUCGCAUCUUUAAACACACUUGUACAACGAGCCUUGAUCUGACCUCAUCACUCAGGUUGUCUAAUUAUCUUGGGAAAAACUCUUUUUUCUUCAUUGUCAUUUACUUGAAUUUGGUUGAUUCGACAUAAAAUCACAGAGAAAAGACAUUAGACAAUACAUGGAAAUUGUUGGUUUAGAUGAGGAGGGAUUGUUGAUUACACUGAGAUUUUAAUCUUUGGCUCUUGUAUUAAUUUAGUUAUUUAAUUCAUAUUUGACAAUUUUAACGAGAGUGGC
Cornus florida is the source of this 1433-nucleotide messenger RNA. RefSeq lists its product as uncharacterized. Gene Ontology annotation, cellular component: endoplasmic reticulum membrane. Lineage: Eukaryota; Viridiplantae; Streptophyta; Magnoliopsida; Cornales; Cornaceae. The transcript has 10 exons. Bases 62 to 1066 code for a protein of 334 amino acids. The record is from RefSeq and is a predicted model, not a curated record.